Molecule: messenger RNA, 2578 nt
Organism: Trifolium pratense (red clover)
Lineage: Eukaryota; Viridiplantae; Streptophyta; Magnoliopsida; Fabales; Fabaceae
Exons: 7
Coding region: 147-581 (144 amino acids)
Source: RefSeq, a predicted model, not a curated record
CUUCCUCUCCAAAUAGCAUUACCAGGUUCAAUUUCAGAAUUCGACGCUCUUCAAAAUCUCGACCACGUUUCCAAAAUCCCAAAUCUCGAAUCUUCUUUGCCGAAUCAAAAUCCCGUUUCAAAAUCUCGAUCAGGUGUUUCACUUAAAUGAAGUUGUUCGCUGAACAAACCCUAGCCACGCCUUCCCAAAUCGUCAAAAUCCCAAUUCUCGAAUUCUCUUUGCUGAAUCAAAAUCCUGUUUCCUAUCAUGAUCAGGUGUUUCACUUAAUUGAAGUUGUUCGCUUAACAAACCCUAGCUACGCCUUCCCAAAUCCAAAUCGUCAAACUAGGUUCGCCGAAUCCGCUCUAACAACUCCGUCUCGGAUAGCUUUGUUGAAUCGCUUGCGUAGAGACUCAAGUGUUUGCAGAAGAUCAAUCAAAAUAUUCAUCCAGGUUCUUGCUUGCACCAAGUCUGUGGCGACUAAAAGUUAUAUGUGCUUGGACCUUCUUGCUGAUAUACCCCAUGGAUCUAAGUCAGAUAUUUGGUCUUUGGUCGAGGUCUCUGGUGAAGAAGAGUAUGCUGCGGAAAAUUGCCGAGCAUAGGCCAAGUGUAUGUUUUCUCCCAAGUAUUUCAUUGCAUUUAUCGAGUCGUGGAUUAAUUCAUGAAAACUAGUGCUAAGGAAGCUCUGGAAUCUGUAGAAGCCAAGGAAGCUCUUAUUGCUUGAUCAACUGGUGAAAAUGAGGUAAUUGAUGUAAAAUUUGCAAUAGUUAAUAAUCCUGUUUUGUUUAUCCUCAAGGGGGUUGUUAAUUUGGCUUGGGUGGUAUGUUGGGGUCUGCGGGCGUUCUUGAUUUAUUCUAGGCACUUUGGUCACCUCUCAAUUUCCUUGUUCGUUAUACUUCAGUCUCAAAGUUAAUGUAGUAAUCCCAAGUUCUGGUAUUAUUUCGGUCCAGGUUUUGCAUCAUUUGCUUAGCAGUGGUGGGGUUGUUGAUCGAUUAUUUUUUGUGGAGUUCACCCAUGUAGUUCAUUUUGUGUGUUCUGGGAUUAUUUCUAACAAAUGAAUUAGUUCCCUCUUGCUAGCUGGUUAUCUAUAUCCUUAUUUUUUUUUUUUUCAUCAUAUUCAUGUAUAAUCCAGAAACUGAGGACAUAGGAUGAAUUCAGCUGAAGAGAUUUUCUUCAAAUCUUUCUCACUUUGGGUCCGUAAUAAUAAUAUGCCGCUCCCAAAUAAAACUCAUUAUUAUGGAUGAUAACUUGAAAUGAACUAUAUACUUCAGCAUCAUUUUUCUUUUUCUGCACUUGGCCUCAAUUGAUACGAUGUAUUGUUAAUGGUGGCUUCAGCUCAUCAACAACCUCAUGAUGUUUCAAAUCAUGCAAAUGGAACCACCGGGUGGGAGUUGACACUUGUUACGGCUCGAAGUUCAAAUGAGAGUGCUGAAGCAACUAGCAAAUUGAUUGGGUCUGAAGAGGAUUACUUUGGUGUUUCUGAUAAAGUGGGCUGUGAGGGAUUCAACGACUCAACUUGCAAGUAAUAUCUAUUAAUGAUUUAUGGGUUUGCAUCUAUUUUUGAAGAUCAUAAUUCAAGAAAUUUAAAUAUCUUAUUCUUAAACUUUUGAUAGCCCGUGAGGAUUUGUGCAAGAGAAUUAAUUUCUCUCAAGUUCAAGCAGUUGGUGAAUUUAGUCAGCGUUCAAUUUUAUUACACUACACUAUGUGUUUUGUAAGGGAAAAGGAGAUAAAGUGACAUCAUCUUUUAAGAUAUUGCCAUGUGUUGAUUCUUGCAUUUCUUCUCUUGAAUCCUUCGUAAGAAAUAGCAUCUCUCAUUUUGUAAUAGAUGAUUUUGUAAGGUUCAAUUUGCUCAAACUACUCUAUAUUAAUUUGGUGUGACAUUAAUUAUAUGUUUAUGUUUUAGGUUAUUACUCUAUAUUAAUUCGUGGUACAUGGUUAUAUUUAAAACACUGGUUGACAUAUACAAAGUAAUAUAAUGAUAGUGUGCAGCUGUAUAUUCUGCAUAUAUGCAGGAUUUUUUUUUUAAUAAAAAACCUGUGGUACAAGAUUUUUUUCACUAAAUCUCAUGUGGCUGGAUUUUGUUUUAAGCUUCCUAAUUCAAUUGAUUGUUUAAUUUGUUUGUUUUUUAUUUGUAAUUUGAUUAUUUGCCUCCAAACUUAAAGUCCUGGUUGCAAUUUUUUGCUGACAUUUGAUAAUGGUCUUUCAGUUUCUGUGCGAAAUACACGUGCAGGUGCAUCUUCUGCAGAGACUUCUCUGAAGGUGCACCUUGUAAAAGGUUAGCUGCAAGUAUGCUUAGUGGAAAGAGACCUGUUCAGGCAGUGGUAAGUAACAUCUUGCUUGUAAUUAAAGCUAUGAUAUCAUUUUUGAUGCAUGUAAUGUGCAGACAACAAAAGUAGAUGGAGUUUUACAAAAGGCUGCAAAAACGAUUGAAGCACCUGACAAUGUUUUGGUAAUAUUAAGCUAUUCUUUUCUAGAUCUUGUCAUGUUGGUACAUUUUACAUGUAGUUUUUCUCAGGUGCUUUGAAUAUUUAUAAUGGGGAACUGUUCUAUAUUCUCAGGCCUUUCUAGAUAAUAAUUUCAUGAUUGUGUGAAAGUAAAA